AUGAGGUUCCCCUCACUGUUUGGGCCUGCGACGGCUGGCUUGUCGACUCUUAUUCAUCUCGCCCACGGCUUGUCCUUCACCUCCGUAUCCCAGCCGGACCUCGACCUCGGACCCCUCGGCCAGGUCGCCCUUGCUGGUGACUUCGAUGCGGCGACCUUCUACGCCUAUACCGAACAGGCACACACCCCCUCCCCCGAAAAUGACACCCAAUCCCUCCUCACGCCUCUUCCCAACGGGAUCAUGACGACCCUUGCCGAUUCCGACGCCGCCAUCCGUGCGAUGUGCCCUUUCACCAAGAAGGAUGGUUCGUUCGCUGGUAUCUUCAUUGGCGGCAAUUUCACUCGCCUGGGUGGAGUUGAAUCUCCGGGCGCCGCAUUGUUCAAUCCGAACACGACCAAGGUGACGGCUCUCCCCGGUCUCACCGGCUCCGUAUCCGCUGUUCUGUGCGAUCAGGAGACGAACCGCGUCUAUGUGGGUGGCCAGUUCCAGUACAAGAACAGUACCAACGCCGCCGUAUGGGUGGUGGAUCAGGGAUGGUCGAGCUUGGAGUUUGAGGGAUUCAAUGGCGCCGUGACUUCGAUUCUGAAGAAUGACGAUGGCCACAUCAUCUUCGGCGGUGCGUUUGAUGGCAUCGGUAAUGCAACCUCCUCCGACAAGACCCUGCAGAUCGUCAACCUCCCAAGCGCCAACAUCUCCUCCGAUGCGAUCUCCUCGAAAAGCGGUUACGCCGAUCCCCGGAACAUCCUCUGCCAGACUAGCGGUGCCGACGGCGAAGGCAAGACCUGGCUCCUGGACGACUACUCACCUGGAUACUGGAGAGCAGAUAUGCGGUACGAAUUCUACCCCACCAAGCUUCGUUUAUACAACACCCAUCUGGAGGGAAGGGGCACCAAGUCUUUUCUCUUUAGACGUCUCCCGGACAAUGGCAUAAUGAACUUGACCUACACCGAUCCCGAUACCGGUGACGAUGUCUACUGCGACUCGUCCUGCCCCUUGUCCGACAGCACCGACGAGCUCUACCGCGAUUUCAAGUUCGUAAACACCGUCGGCAUGUCCGGGUUCAUGCUGGAAGUUCUGGGCUGGUACGGGGCUGGAGCGGGCUUGAAUGGAAUUCAGCUCUACGACAAUGAGACCGUCGCAUAUGCCAUCAACGACUUCAACGAGCCAACUUGUGCCGGUAUCGAGGAACCGUCUAAAUCCUCCAACACUGGCUCAUGGACCACCACUGAUACGGACGAAAGCCAGUCCGAGUACUUGACAGCCAAUGUGACCGACUCUACCACAACUGACACCUCGGUUGUGUUCAUGCCAGAUGUUAAGCGGUCCGGUAGAUAUUCGAUCUUGCUUUGGACGCCCGGGUGUAGUCAGGAUGGCACCUGCGAGUCUCGCGGCGUUGUUAAUGUCACUGCGACUGUGUCCAGCAACUCUGAUCCCGUCGAGAAGCGAAUCUAUCAGACAAACCUGUAUGAAAAAUUUGACGUCAUCUACACCGGCCAUGUGGACGCUAGCGAUGAGUCCUUCCGCCCCAGGGUCACCUUGACCCCCGUGGCUGGCCAGGGUGAUAUCACCGUCGUCGCGUCCCGAGUCCAGUUCAAUUUGAUCCACGCUUCGGGAGGUCUGAGUGGGGAGCUGAAUGGGUUGUACGACUUCAACCCUAACUCAAACAACACCAAUACCGACCUCUCCUCAUCUGCCAUCAACAAUGCUGGAACGAAACUGGAUGAGAAUGCCUCCGUUGAGAGUCUGGUCAGCCACGAUGGCGUUGUCUAUGUUGCAGGAAACUUCUCCGGCUCUGGCAUCCAAAACAUCAUGUUCUUGAAUGAGGAUGGCAACGCCACUGCAAUGGCCCAACAGGGCCUCAACUCAAAGGUGGCCUCGAUGGCCGUGUUGGACAGUCUCCUCUAUGUAGGCGGAAAUUUCACGGACACGUCUGACAGUAGCAACAGCAACUUGAAGCAUGUGGCGGCCUAUUCGUUCAAUGACAAGACCUGGACGGCGCUUGGAGGAGGAGUCAACGGCCCUGUUGACCGUGUCUUUGCCCUAUCACUGAACGUUUCCGCCGACCUAAAUGAGACCACGAUCGGGGUGAGCGGCAAUUUCGACCAGCUACUUGGAUUUGACGAUAUACCGUCGAGCAGCGUCAACGGGUUUGCCGUCUGGCUGCCAUCCCGCAAGAACUGGCUCCAGAAUCUUAACAUCACCCAGUUUGGAUUCAGUGGACAUCUGUCCGCCGUGACCAGAGCUGAAAACAUCACCAUCCUGGCAGGCAACCUUGCGUCGGGGGGUAUUUCGGUCGGAAGCUCUGUUAGUCUGCUACACGAAGACGAAUUGGGGCUGACGCCCUUGCUCCCCAAGUCGAACACUACCGGUGCAACCUACACUGGUGUCUACGAUACCAGUUCCGGCCGCAAUCUCACGAUUCUCGGUGGCCGUUUCACCACUACUGCCAGCAAUGGUUCCCAAAUCCACAACCUUGCUAUGGUUGAUGGCAACGAGGGCACAAUCAGCGGUCUGGGAUCUGGUGUUGAUAGCAACUCGACUUUCUUGACGUUUGUCGUUUCCGGUGACACUCUCUACGCUGGUGGCAAUGUCACGGGACACGUGGGAGACUCAGCGCUUGGUGGUUUCGUCGUAUAUGAUCUGGAGAACGGAACAUUCGCUGAAACACAGCCCCCGCGCUUCACUGGCGAAACCGUGACUGUAAAGUCGAUCGUCACUCGUCCGAACUCCAAGGAGAUCUACUUCGCUGGUCAAUUUGACAAUGCUGGCGCACUUCCUUGCCCAGGCAUCUGCUUUUAUGAUUCGGACGAGCAGCAAUGGUCUCGGCCCGGUGCGGCCCUGUCUGGCCAUGUGCUCGCGAUCCGUUGGACGUCCAAUAACAACAUGAUUGCCGUGGGCGACCUUGAAAUUGAGGGGAACAAGUCCGUCGUUGCGACCUACACGACCAAGGGCCAGGUUUGGAAGUCGUUCGACGGAGCGUCGAGUUCUGAUAUCCCUGGCACUGUCACCGCUUUCACUCCCGCCAGCACGGACGUGUCGAAGUUCUGGCUCGCCGGAGUAUCUGACGACGGAUCGAGUUUUCUCGUCAAUUACGACGGCAGUGGCUUCCGGUUUGCCGACAAGAUCUUCGGUGACGGCACGGACAUUCGAGGAUUGGAAAUCCUUCCUAUCUCCAAGGAUCACGAGAAUGUUGACCUCCUGAACGUCGAUCAGAUGCUUUUGGUCACCGGUAAAUUGGUGAUCCCGAACUUCGGCCAUGCAUCUGCUGCUCUCUUCAACGGAACUGCAUUGACUCCUUUUAUCCUCACGUCGACGUCGGGUGGCCAACACGGUCGAGUGUCGCAGCUGUUCUACGAGAAUAAAAAUCCUUACACCCGGGAAGGCGAUCACCAUUCCAACGGAAUUGUUGUUUUGGUAUCGUUCUGCUGUGCCCUCGGAUGCGUGUUCCUGAUUGUCAUCGCGGGCGUGAUCUUCAAUAAGAUUCAGCGUCGCCGUCAGGGAUACGUGCCGGGUCCGCAAACCGACCGGUCGACGAACAUGCAGCGUCUGCCUCCGGAGUAUCUUUUCAACACGUUGAAGAACCGCAACCCCGCUGCGCCGACGAUAUAA
This is a messenger RNA of Aspergillus terreus NIH2624, 3609 nucleotides long. RefSeq names its product putative cellular morphogenesis protein (Rax2). The coding region runs from base 1 to 3609 and encodes 1202 amino acids. Lineage: Eukaryota; Fungi; Ascomycota; Eurotiomycetes; Eurotiales; Aspergillaceae. Gene Ontology annotation, cellular component: plasma membrane of growing cell tip. Gene Ontology annotation, biological process: positive regulation of establishment of bipolar cell polarity regulating cell shape. The transcript is spliced from 2 exons. Gene Ontology annotation, molecular function: protein binding. The record is from RefSeq and is a predicted model, not a curated record.